This is a messenger RNA of Neodiprion virginianus, 4577 nucleotides long. It is a transcript of the gene igl, whose product is annotated as cilia- and flagella-associated protein 91. The coding region runs from base 1220 to 1891 and encodes 223 amino acids. The transcript is spliced from 4 exons. The record is from RefSeq and is a predicted model, not a curated record. Gene Ontology annotation, molecular function: calmodulin binding. NCBI's taxonomy places the organism in Eukaryota, Metazoa, Arthropoda, Insecta, Hymenoptera, Diprionidae.
CAGGGUCGUCAGUACGCCCCGUGCCGCCGACGGGAACCAUCUCUCAAAUGUCGAUCCCGAAGGUGUAGCUUAGAUUAGCCGAUAGUCCCGAUAAUAGGAGUGAAAUCGAGGAAUCGUCCAAUUUCUUUGUACGACAAACGAAUCGACGGAAUUUGAUACUAGAAAUUUAAAGCCUCGUAUUAUAUAUAUUAUAACGUAAAAGUGAGGGGUUGAACAGAAAAAAAAAAAAAAAUAGUCUCCAAAAAUUAAGAACGCAGCUCAAACGCUUAUUACGCAAAAUCGUAGAGAUAUUAUCUUGCAGAAAACAUAUUGUUAGUGCGAGUUGAACGUGAGUCGUCCCUCGUGCGUAAUUAACAAGUUAAUCUGUCGAUUGUACGAGUAAUCAACGUCGCAAGAGCCAAGUAACGCAACAAUUACCGGUAAAACGACACAGCCUGCACAAAAAUUUCGUAGAGUAAUUAAUAUUUUUUAAUCAGACACGAAUUAAACGGAAAGUAUAAAGAGAGGAAGAAGAGACCAAUUUUCAAUUUAAUUUUUUCAAACUGCGAAAGCGAAAGCUGUGAAAGUUUGAAUCGUCGUUUACGCCGUUAUUUAUCGUGGAAUUAAUUAGGCACGGGUGAUUAUAGAUAAUUGUUGACCAGUUCGCGUUCCUCGAGGGAUAAGUACACACCGCUAAGAAAGUAUAAUCUAACAAACGAAACUGUCUUCGUUUAGAUUUUCGAGUAUCCAACGCGUACCGCACAGGUUAAAAGACCAAGUGGUAAAACACAGAACACGUCCGUCUCAGGUAUAAUAAUCGUUAACUACAACCCUCAGAGUAUAUACACGAUCAAUUGUCCGCUGUAAUAUUUUUAUAAAGUAUAAUAUAUACGUAUUGAGAUAACCGUACCUACAUACAUAUUUUCCACGAUAUAUUCCGUAUAUUUUUACGAGGUAUCGAUAUUGUCGCGACGCGAUAAAUUAAUAUUCACAUUCUCGACUGAUGUAGAAGAAUAGCGUGGCAGAAUAUUUCAACCGUAUAACAAAUGAGAGAUUAUUCUUAUACCGAGCAGUGAAUGUAACAUUGGCUCGAAGGGAAAUUCGUAAUUUUGAUUUUAAAAUAAAGAGAACGACGAAAAAGCGAAAAAAAUAAACGAGAUAAACAAAAGUGUGUGAAAAGUCUGCGCAGCUGUACCAGGUAGAUAAUCUCAAGGAGUGAGAGAAAAGAGAGACGUGCAAGAUGGGAUGUAACACGAGCAAGGAAAGCGUUCAGCCAACAGCCGAGGAGGCUAAAGAGGACUCGAAGAACGGGGAUAUCAAACAAUCGACGGAAGGGACGGGGACCGACGAAACUGCCGCGGCGGAAGAGGCGAGCAGCAAAUCGGCCGAGGCCACUAAGGAGGCGGCGAGUCAGGGCGAGAACGAGAAGGACAAGGACGAGGCUGCCACCAGGAUACAAGCCGCGUUCCGAGGCCACCACGCGAGGAAGAGCAUGAAGGAACCGGAGAGCGGAACGAGGCAGCCGCAGAGCCAGAACGACGCGGAACCAACGCAGGAGCAGCUACUCGAGGAGUUCCGGGCGGAUGACAAGGACGUAAGAAAUGAGCUUAAUUUUCCAGAACUCUGCAACGCUGCUACCAAGAUCCAGGCGUCGUUCCGAGGCCACAUGUCGAGGAAGGAGCAGCAGGUCGUAUCGGCUGCCUCGGCGGCGAUCAAGCCGAUCGAACAGUUCGUAGAAAAAACGGCGGACAAAAUCGACCAGAAGGUAAACGACGCGCUGAACGAACUUGAGAGCAUCGACUUGACAGAUCCGGAUCUGCACAAGGCAGCAACAAAGAUCCAGGCGAGUUUCCGGGGUCACAAAGUGCGCCAGGACGGGCCGGCAGUCGGAGGAACAGAGCCUGGCAAGUAGGCGAAAGUACCGAAGGUACACGGGCUGGAAGAAAAAUGAGGAAGAACUUAAAAACCAAAGAGCAAAGAUAAAACGUAAAAAAAAAAAACAAAAAACAAAAGAAAAUUAAAAACGAAAAAUUUAUCCUUUUUCUAAGCCACCGCAAAAAAAAAAAUCCCGGAAGGUAACUCGGUGUGGGGAAAAAGAGAGAGAAGAUCUACUGUUUCUUUCCCACAAAUAAAAACCAAAAAAAAAAAGAAAGAAAACUGCGAGACACACAUUCCUGCGUCUAAUGUAAAUACAGCGGUAUUAUGAGUGGGAUUUUAUUGGCGCUGGCUGGAACGGAAAAACGAACAACCCGUUAUGCGAACGCUAACCGCUAACGGAUUAUAAAUUCAGUUACAUAUACGAUUCCUAUUUCUGUUUUUUUUUCUUUUUUUUUUUUGUUGCAUGAGUUUAUUUAUUCAUUUUUCUUCCUUUUUUUUUUUUUUUUUUGGCCCUCGUUUCAAUUUAUCAAAUCACUUCUGAUUAUUAAUUGAACCGUACGUCACGUAUUGUUGUUGUUAUUAUUGUUGUUAUUAUUAUUAUUAUUAUAUAUAUACUUACAGCGUAACAACGAUGUAGAAGUGCAUAUUUUACAUAAUAACUAAUCUAACUUAUAUAAUUACGCGGUAUAAAAACCGUAAAUAUGUGUGUGGUUCUUAGAUGCGGGGAGGUAUAAUAUACGUAUAAUAUAUACACGUGAUAGAAAAUAGAACCUACAUUGUGUUAUAAUUUUCAAUUGAAGGUGAAGAAAAUUUUUAAAAGAAUUUUAUCAAAAACUGGAAUAUAUCCUCAAGCCUGCUGAAUCGUUAAGACUUGCUGCGGAUUUAGAUUUUUUUUAUUUAUUCUUUUUUCCUAAUUUUUUUAAGUUUGUAAAGGUAACAUGUACGUCGUUUAUUAGAAAGAAAAAAAAAAAGAACAAUCGUACCUAACAUACAGGAUUUACGUUUAACAACAUUACAGUAAAACGGGGAUCGAACGAGAAGUGAGAAGUGAAUGAUACAGAAUCACUUUUCCGUACAGUUUAUUUUGUAAUAUAGUUACUCACGCAUUAUAGGUAUAAUAUAUUAUACACGCAAGAUUAGUAUAUAAAUACGUAGAAGUUAUAAUUAUAUAGUAAUUAUUAUUCUACAAGCUACAGGGAAAGGAAGAAAUUUUCAAAGGCAUUGCGUAUGCGUAUUGAAACGAAGAAAACUCGUUUAUGAAUAAACUAUGAACACGGGGAAAAAUUAUAACGAGCUGAGAAAACGAAAAAAAAAAGAAAGAAUAGUGAUAAAAUGAAAAAAAAUUUAGCGUCAAUUCGAUACUCAAAUCAAUUAGGGGGCUUCGUUUUGUUUGCGAGGCACGUACAAUUAUAAUGCGAUAUAGGAAUACGAAAAAUAUAUAAAGAGAAGUCUGUGAGCGGAAAUUUUAACAAUAAUAACAAUGAUAAUUAUGAUAACAAUAACAAUGAUAACACGGUACUUGAUGCAGGAAGGAAAAAUAAGCGAGAUGAGAAAAUUGAGAUAUAUUACACGUAUUACAUUGAAAAAUAUUACAUUUUAUAUCCCAGGCGCCGAUCUCGCUCGGUGUCUGUUAUUAUUAUCGCUAAUGUUGUUGUUAUUAACAUUAUUAUCAUCAUUAUUAUUAUUUUUACAAACAGGCCGUUUUCACGUCCGCGCGUCAUUCAUUCGUUUAAUUCGCUAGCUGAGAAAAAUGAAAGAUGAAAACUAACGAAAAACUAUAAAUGUCGUAUUAUAAUAACGACCGUAAAACAAUACCGAGAGUAAUGAUAAUACGAGGAAUAAAGUAUGAUUCCGCUAAUUUUUAAAAAAAAAUUGGGCUGCAAACCUGAUCGAAGAUACCGUUAACAUUUGAUAAUCACUGAUUGAAAGUUGUACUAAUAAUCGUUUUUGCCCCGUCAGAUAAUUGGGUACACUUAUUAUAUAUAUAUAUAUACAAUGCAUACUCCCGUAAUACGUGAAUUAUAUACGCGGUAUUAAUUUCCUCCCUUAUACGCAAUUUUAUUAUACCUAUUAUAUAUAUGAUUAUACAUCGUAUAUGUGUGUAUGUAUAUAGUUAUAUAUAUACAUUUAUAUGUACUGUAUAAUCAUCCGAUACACUUGAUACACAUAAUUAUUAUAUUAUACCUACAUCUACCAAUUAUUAUACAUAUAUAUCUGUAUAAAAAGCAGCCUAGUAUCUACACAUACAUAUAUUAUUAUUAUUAUACACCGUAACCGCGAUUUUCUCCAAUUUACACUAAAGCGAUAAACUUCUGAUAGUCGAAAAUAAAAUUGAUAUAUCUUAUAUAUGUCAAAAACAUCCUAAACACGAAACAACGUUAAUUAAUUCAUUAGUGAUUAAUUGACUUGUGGUUGGUAUUUUUCUAGCCCAGCGUCGCAUUGCAAUUGCUUUGCAAUUGCUUAACGUCAGUGUUGUUCUUUAAAAAUCUUGAUUGUUGAUUACUAUGCAUUGUUAUUUGUUGAGCAAUUGUCACCGCUUGUACGUUUAACAUUGGGAGAAGAAAAAAAAAUCGGAAAAAAAUGAUAACUCUUCUGUGAUUAACAAGAUUAGUUAAUCGAUGAAUGAAGAGAGAAGUAAAAAAAAAAACAAUUCAACGCUAGCGCGUCUAAUAAUUUAUUUCUCGUUGCAUUGAUCUCUUGUACGCAGUUGGAAAAUUUUC